Exophiala xenobiotica is the source of this 852-nucleotide messenger RNA. RefSeq lists its product as uncharacterized. The transcript is spliced from 2 exons. Bases 1 to 852 code for a protein of 283 amino acids. The record is from RefSeq and is a predicted model, not a curated record. Lineage: Eukaryota; Fungi; Ascomycota; Eurotiomycetes; Chaetothyriales; Herpotrichiellaceae.
AUGACCGGAUAUACAGUGCUCGCAAAACUGAUAGGGAUCUUUCCCGAGCUCAAUAUCUAUCGCCGCUUUGGCGCGUCGAGUGCAGGAAUGUUACUCUUUGAGCAGGCUGAGCUUGCUCAUAGGGAAGCAGAGCUCCGUGACAUCACCGCAGAGCUCCAGACGUGGCCAGAUAUGAGCCUAAUCGAUCAAUCUUGGUCGAAAUUGAAUGAGGCCGAAGAUGAAUCUGCUUCUGGCUAUUUGCGGGAUAAGACACUCGAGUUCCACGCCAAAUUGAGACAAUACCAAGAAGAUCUUCUUCGAAUCAAGGAGUUGCACAAGACCCGGUCGCCGGCGGAGAGGUCAUUGUCCUUCCUGCGUCGUUGGUUACGGGGACCUGGUCGAGGGGACGACUUUCUCGAAGGAUACGAGGCUGAUCCUUGGGCUGCUGGCCGUGAAGGUGAUCUCGUCGGCCUUUAUGAUGAGCAGUCAGACGAUCUUCUGGCGGGUGCCCUGAGCAAGCUCGGCUCAAUCUGGCACAGGUUCGUGGGUUAUCGAAGCAGGCCCACAACAGACAUCGAAGAUGGUGUCGGACGCAUCUGGAAGUACGAACACCGACAUUUCGUGCUGUUGGGAAACCUCAUAUGUGUUGUGGUGUCUACUGCUGUCCCGACAGCAUCCACUCUCAUACUGUUCUAUGUUGAUGAUAUGGUGCGCCGUCUUCAGUUGAUGGCAGUUUUUGUACUCGUCCUGGCUUUUGUCAUGAUGUUCAUGUUGCACUGUCAACGCGUUGAGGUGAUUUUGGCUACCGCCUCUUUUGCUGCCGUCCAAGUGGUUUUCCUUCAGGGUGUGAAUGGUACUCGAGGAUCUUGCUAG